Messenger RNA from Clonostachys solani, 2247 nucleotides. The record is from the annotation of a GenBank genome assembly. NCBI's taxonomy places the organism in Eukaryota, Fungi, Ascomycota, Sordariomycetes, Hypocreales, Bionectriaceae.
AUGGCCGAUGGAAGCGGAGACGCGGCAGCUCCGAAACCGCCGCUGCCUGACGGGUUUGGCAUGAGUAGAAUCAGCCAAGCUUGUCUCGCAUGCCGCAGGAAAAAAGUAACGAGCAACCCAAAUUUUUCUCAGUUUCAUCAAUCAUUCAUUCUCUCAAGAUGCUUGACCUGCGAGUAUCCGAAAAGCAGUGAUAACGCGUCCUCCAGUCGACAGUACGCUAACUCUCUCGAAGCACGAUGCCAACAACUCGACCAGUUCUGUGGCAGACUCGAGUCCCUGUCCAUUGAACUGACAGAGUCCAUCCUCGAGAUUAAGCAUCUCAGACACGCUCCUCCGGAUGUGAACUUUCACAUAGAUGAUGAGCUACAGCAAGCAGCACACGCCCUCCAAUCUCUUCCAACGGUACACAGUGGUAGCAUACCUACCAUCAAUGAGUUAUCGAUAGAAGUCAAUGCCACGCCCGAUGCUGGUGAAUUAAUCUCGGAACAUGCACAAGACAACAUAAACGACGCCAAUGACGACCAGGACACAUCGGAUGACAGCAUAGAUGACGACGACUUUGGCUCAUCGAAGGACAAUGGUGAAAUCAAAGGCAUGCCUAGCAAAUUUGGAUCACUGGUGACGGACUCGUACGGGAAACUACGGUACUUGGGUGGAGCGACAAAUAACGUCUUGGUCGAGGCGGUCAAAGGACUCUCACCUGGUUCCCUCACUUCCAUCCACAACUCAUCCCCCGGAUCGUCGAACCUUGGGCAAGGCGCAUUCAACAAUAUCGAAACUGCUCCUCCAGAAUUCGAGAUUCCAUUAUUUGUUCGCGGUCAAAGAUGGCAGGAACUUCCAUAUCUUCCACGAGCCGAAGACGUUCCUCGUCCUCCCAAAUACGUUGCGGACCUCCUCGUAAAUUUAUACUUCGACCAGCUGCACUACACGUUUCCUGUUCUUUACAAACCACAUUUCAUGUCCUGCUACAGAGAAAUGUCCUCGCCGCCCCCAGGUUCCAACGACAACGUGGAUGCUAAGUUUUUGUCGGUUUUCUUUGCUGUCUGUGCUUGUGCCUCGACGCUUAUCCCCCUAGAUGGGAAAUCAACGUCUUUUCCUGGCCUGGAUUACUACCAGAAGUCAUUGAUCCUUUACUAUGCGUCGACGGGGGAGGCUUCCGUUGAGAGAGUGCAGUGCAUUGCCCUGUUGGCAAUGUGCGCUGGAGGUUGGAAUACGCUGACCCAAAGCUGGACAUUUGCGGGACAGGCCGUCCGGGCGGCGCAGGACUUGGGUAUGCAUCUUAGCAGCCUAACUGCAGUUUCUACCGAGCCGGCAGACUUGAUAAAGCAGCAAUUGUCGCGGAGGAUCUGGUGGUCCGUUUACUGCCUCGAUCGAGUCACAUCCAUAUGUUUGGGCCGCCCGAUGGCUGCCGACGACGCAGACUGCCAUUGCGAUCUCCCCAUCGGCAAAAAGGAUGAAGAGUUGGAGGCACAUUUCCAGAAUACUGAACCUUCUGUUGAAAGCCCGCCUAUGACAACAUCCUCUCCGAUGACUGGCUUCCUAGCAUUUAUCCAGCUUUGUCGUAUAGGGGGAAAGAUCCAAAAACUUCAUUCACCAUCACGGAUAAGAGAGCUCCAAGAUCCUAAAAAGGCGAGAAAAUUCCUCCGCUCCGUUGUUUCUCUCCAGAAAGCCUUGGACCGGUGGCUUGCAGGUCUGCCAGAUGAUAUUCGCUUCUCUGCAAAUGCUACCGAGCGGGGUCCUAAUCUGACCAUGUGUGUCAUCAUGUUUAUUGUCCAUGCUGGAUCCCUAUUGAAUCUUUAUAGGUCGUUGUCGGGCAGUGCCGCACAAGCAACACUAGGUUCUCGUGGCGACGAAGCCAUGUCUCAUUGUGUCAGUGCGGCUCGAAGUUGUAUCAACGCCGCGGAACUUGUUCGAGAGCUGGUUCCUCCAUCGCAUCAUCUUGCUUUUUGCGUCCAUUAUCUGACUCUAUCAGGUUUAAUCUUACUAAGAAUACCGGAACAUCCGAGAGAGAAAUCCCAGGCCGAUGUUGAGAAGUGCAUCCGGUUUCUCAAAGGCCUGGAAUCAACGUGCUCUGGAGCCAGCAAGGGACGGGCUAUAAUUGAACACCUGCUUAAGGAAUCGUCUGCCCCAGACAUGGAUGGAUCAUUAGCUGACUUGCUGAAUGAUCCUAAUACUUCGUGGAACCAACUACCAGGCUCGGAGUUGUUUAGCUAUAGUUCUUUUAGUCCAGAUUUUCUUAAUUUGUAA